GUACCCUAAUUAAGCGAGCCUACCAGAAAAAUCCAACCGCUUAGAUUCUUUCCCUUCCGUAAACCUCACAUCCGAACGACACCAAGGCAACAUCACCACGACACAGUUGCCCACCAUGUCGCUCGUCUCGGGAGAGAAGUCGAACUUCCAGUUCAUCCUGCGUCUCCUCAACACCAACGUCGAUGGCAAGGAGAAGGUCAUGUACGCGAUGACGCGGAUCAAGGGCGUCGGGCGACGGUACUCGAACCUGGUCUGCAAGAAGGCGGACGUGGACCUGAACAAGCGGGCCGGCGAGCUCACGUCGGAAGAGCUCGAGCGCAUCGUGACCAUCCUCCAGAACCCGACGCAGUACAAGAUCCCCGUCUGGUUCCUCAACCGCCAGCGCGACAUCACCGACGGCAAGAACUCCCAGAUCCUCGCCAACGGCGUCGACUCCAAGCUGCGCGACGACCUCGAGCGCCUCAAGAAGAUCCGCGCCCACCGCGGCCUCCGCCACUACUGGGGCCUCCGCGUCCGCGGGCAGCACACCAAGACGACCGGCCGCCGCGGCCGCACCGUCGGUGUCUCCAAGAAGAAGGGUGGCUAAGCGAAUUCUCGGCGAGGGGGGGGGGGCACGGCAUGGUUUCGUUGGUUCAGGUCAUUCAUUGCGGAUGGACAGGCGUGAAGGCUGGACUGAAAUUACUGCAUCGACGUUUAUACUGAAUUGCUGGGAACUACCUUUUUUUUUUUCAUCUUGUCGGCUAUGGCAGGUCAUGGAUAUGCUCUGGAAGAAAAAAAAAAGAUGAACAGAGACGCAAUCGUGACCAAAGAACUCUCUUGUGCCAUCAGGGCUGCUACGAAGCGAUGACCAUGUGACUCGGCGGCGUAUACCUAGUAAGAUCAAACUGUGGCUAUCUGUAAAUCAGUGUCGUCUAUGUUUUUU
This is a messenger RNA of Durotheca rogersii, 922 nucleotides long. Its product is annotated as ribosomal protein S13. Lineage: Eukaryota; Fungi; Ascomycota; Sordariomycetes; Xylariales; Xylariaceae. The transcript has 4 exons. Gene Ontology annotation, cellular component: ribosome; small ribosomal subunit; cytosol. Gene Ontology annotation, molecular function: RNA binding; structural constituent of ribosome. The record is from RefSeq and is a predicted model, not a curated record. The coding region runs from base 116 to 586 and encodes 156 amino acids. Gene Ontology annotation, biological process: translation.